UUAAGGCUUCAAAUACAAUAUUUAUGUCAUUUUUAAAGUUUUCAAAUUUAGAGUUCUUAGAAUGUAACAAAACUCAUGUAAGAUUACAUUUGAUGCAGAAUAUUUUCAGAGUUUUGGGGAACACUGGGAUUGUAGGGUGCUUUUUGCAAGACCAAAUUGUACACCUAACUGGCAGACCAGUAAUGUAGUUGGGACUGUGUUCCUCUGAUUUCUGAACUGUCUCACUUCAGUGUUGUGGAGCUUCAUGAUUAUGUAGUAUGUAAUAUGUUCUGUUAUUGAGGAAUGUUGUUACUAACCAACCAUUCUUUUGUGUUGUGUUUACAGUUUUCUUCAUUGUUUAAUGAACUAAGAGAUCUUAGUGAAACACUCAAGAAGUCAGCCCAAUCCAAAACUACUGCUUCAUCUCAGAGACGAACAGCAGAAACCCAGCGACGCACUUAUUGUAAUGUCUUUCCUACAACCCGCAGACGCUCUGUUCGGAUCAGACGUUCUACAAGACUUAAACAACUGAAGAAUAAUUAUUAUGUUUGUGAUGAAGAAGAAGAAGAAGAAGAUGAUGAUGAAUGGGAUGAAGAUGAUUAUGGCAGUGAUAAUAAUCUGAGUGUGAAGAAACUUUUUUUUGUGCGUUUUCCAUGUCAAGAAAAGUUUAGAGUGAAAGUUGCCAGUAAUGAAGUUAUUGAUGUGUGGGAAGGAAGCGAGAGUGAGGAUCUGUCAGAUGAGGAAGAGCUGUUACCUCAGAGACAGAUCAAGAGACAUACAGCAGAAGUACCAAUUGUCCUCAGCCCUGAGGAGGUGACAGAAGAUGACAUCAAAAAUGUUGCCCAGAAAAGUGGAGGAAAGAUAUAUUCUUCAGAACGUGGUACAUGCUGUCAUCAAUGCAGGCAGAAAACAUUAGACACCAAAACAAUGUGUCGGUCUGGUAGCUGUGUGGGUGUUCGAGGCCAGUUCUGUGGACCAUGCCUCAAGAAUAGAUAUGGAGAGAAUGCAGAAAAGGCUUUGAAAGAUCCGGAUUGGGCUUGUCCACCAUGUCGUGGACUGUGCAACUGCUCCAUCUGCCGUACAAGAGAAGGCAAAAAACCGACAGGAAUUUUGGUUCCAUUUGUUAAAAGUGAAGGUUAUAGCAGUGUGAAAGAGUACCUGCAGUUUGAAGAAGACUGAGACAGUAUUAACAGAUAUGUAUGUAUAUUUACUCAUUGGUCAUGAUGCAUAUCUGUGCUCAAUUUAUCCUGUUGCCUUGUGUUAUUAUUAUAAUUGCUUUAUAAUAAUGUCUAGAUUUUAGAUGAGCAGACUGUGGAAGGAUAUUCUUCUCCACAUGUUUCUUUGGUCUUAAGUAAAAUUAAUUUCGUGUAAAUGCAGUAGAUAAUUAUCUUCAAGGCAGGGGCAAGAUGUUUUUGCGAACACUUUGUGUCCAUAGCUGAUUGCAUGCAGCAAUGGAAACAUUUUAGACAAAUUAUGGGUAUUAUAGAAGUUUGCUCCAUUUGCAAUAUAGCAUACAUUGUGUAAGUUGUACGUAACAUGUGUUUGCAAGGUACAAGCUGUGUUAGUUUAUUACAGGCCUCACCAUAGCUCAAGCGGUUAGUCGCUGGCUUCCCACCACGGCAGCCCAGGUUCAAUCCCUGGUCUGGUCAAGUG
This is a messenger RNA of Cryptotermes secundus, 1632 nucleotides long. RefSeq names its product cell division cycle-associated protein 7. The transcript is spliced from 5 exons. Gene Ontology annotation, cellular component: nucleus. Bases 283 to 1158 code for a protein of 291 amino acids. The record is from RefSeq and is a predicted model, not a curated record. Lineage: Eukaryota; Metazoa; Arthropoda; Insecta; Blattodea; Kalotermitidae. Gene Ontology annotation, biological process: regulation of DNA-templated transcription.